Messenger RNA from Dichotomopilus funicola, 1299 nucleotides. RefSeq names its product mitochondrial metal transporter 2. NCBI's taxonomy places the organism in Eukaryota, Fungi, Ascomycota, Sordariomycetes, Sordariales, Chaetomiaceae. Gene Ontology annotation, cellular component: membrane. Bases 1 to 1299 code for a protein of 432 amino acids. The transcript is spliced from 3 exons. The record is from RefSeq and is a predicted model, not a curated record. Gene Ontology annotation, molecular function: monoatomic cation transmembrane transporter activity. Gene Ontology annotation, biological process: monoatomic cation transport; transmembrane transport.
AUGGGCACCGCCCAACAAACCCGCAGCCAUGCCGGCCAUGGCCACGGCCACCACCAUCACGGCCACCACCACCACCACGACAACACCUACCUAACCUCCACCAACAAAAACGACGCCGGCGUGCGCAUCACCCGCAUCGGCCUGUACUCCAACCUCGGCAUGGCCAUCGCCAAGGGUGCCGGCGGCUACGCCUUCAACUCGCAGUCCAUGAUCGCCGACGCCUGGCACUCCCUAACCGACCUAGCCUCUGACGUCCUGACCCUCGCUACCGUCUCAUGGAGUCUGCGCUCCCCCACGCCCGCAUUCCCCCAGGGGUUUGGUAAAGUGGAGAGUCUGGGGUCGUUGGGUGUGUCGAGUAUGUUGCUGGUGGGCGGGCUGUUUAUGUGUGUCAGCAGCUGUGAGAGUCUGUAUGCGCAUUUCUUUUUGGAUGCGGAGGCUGCGAGGCAGUUGUUGGAGCAUGGGCAUAGUCAUGGGCAUUCUCACGGACAUGGGCAUGGACAUGGACAUGGGCAUGGAGGCGGCGCGCCGAGUCUGCAUGCCGCCUGGUUGGCAGCGGGGACCGUCGCUGUUAAGGAGUGGUUAUACCACGCCACAAUGAAAGUAGCCCGCGACCGCAAAUCCUCCGUGCUCGCCUCCAACGCCGUGCACCACCGCGUCGACUCGCUCACCGGCAUCGUCGCCCUAGCCGCCAUCCUCGGCGCCAACCUCCUGCACGACGCCACCUGGCUCGACCCCGUCGGCGGCCUCUUCAUCUCCCUCCUCGUCAUCCGCGCCGGGUUCUCGAACACCCUUUCCGCCUUGUACGAGCUUGCUGACCGGUCGAUCGAUGAGGAUGUGCGGGCGUCCGUGGCGAAAUAUGUUCGGAGGGGUCUUGCUGAGAUCGGGACGGACACUGCCGCCACUUCUAAUACGGGAACCGGAUCUGAACGGCCACUGGUAACAAACGCCCAAGCAACAACCCAAGUCCACCUCCGCGACAUAACGGGCGUCAAAUCCGGCCAAAACUACCUCGUCGAUCUCGAACUCGGCGUCCCCGCCCAGUGGACCGUCGAGCAAGUCCGUGUUGUCGAGGCGGCUGUGCGCACCAGGGUCGGCGCCAAGGUGCGGGGUGUGCGGCGGGUGCGGAUUCGAUUUGUGCCGAACCCAGACUCUGGGGAGGUACUGGCGGACCCGGCGUUUGAUGAGUUUAUUAGGGGGGAUGUGAGUCCCAGGAGUAGUCCGGAGCCGGAAGAGGAGGAGGAGAAUGGGAAUGGGCAUGGGAAUGGGAAGAGCAAUGGGAAAGGACGGAAGGAUUUGUAA